This is a messenger RNA of Sinocyclocheilus grahami, 3341 nucleotides long. RefSeq names its product squalene monooxygenase-like. Gene Ontology annotation, cellular component: endoplasmic reticulum; membrane. The coding region runs from base 265 to 1938 and encodes 557 amino acids. The transcript is spliced from 11 exons. Lineage: Eukaryota; Metazoa; Chordata; Actinopteri; Cypriniformes; Cyprinidae. The record is from RefSeq and is a predicted model, not a curated record. Gene Ontology annotation, biological process: sterol biosynthetic process; cholesterol metabolic process. Gene Ontology annotation, molecular function: flavin adenine dinucleotide binding; squalene monooxygenase activity.
CGUCGCACCAGCUCGAGGUGCACUCAUGUGCUGGAUAUUAUACCUACUUUUUAUUUAUGAUUAUUUAUAAUAAGAGGCUUUUCACUGAAUUCAUGACCUAAAUUAUUUAUAAAAACGGAUAAUAUUUUUUUCACAGUUUUUGUGUGGAACAAUAGGCUAACUCAAAAGUCUGAUCACCUGAUCACCUGUGCUUGUCUUUUGAGAUUGUUGUUGCUAUUUUUGAACGUCAUUUUUUUUGUUUUGAUAUUUGAACUGAUUUUCGACAUGUGGACCUUUCUUGGAAUUGCAAGUUUUACAUAUAUCUAUAAGAAAUGCGAUGCUCUGGUGAGUUAUGCGCCCAGAGAGCUGGUGGUGGCCGCGGUGCUGUGCGUGUCCGUGGGUCUGAUUGUCACGUGCCUCGGCUUGCGCGGACAGACGCUCAAAGCGCCUCAGUUUCUCCAGAUGCCUCUCAACCUCUUGACUUCCUUUCCUCCGACCAAAAAACUCUUCUCCAAGUCCAGUACAGACAGUUGUAGUCGCACUUCUACGAAGAGAGAUGUAAAGCGAAAGAGGGCGACAGACAGUCAGUCUAGUCAGGGAGAGGAUCCAGAGGUCAUCAUAGUGGGCGCUGGUGUGCUGGGGUCAGCCAUGGCCUCCGUUCUGGCCCGAGACGGCCGGAGGGUCACAGUGGUGGAGAGGGACAUGAGAGAACCAGAUCGGAUAGUGGGAGAACUUCUUCAGCCGGGAGGAUAUCGGGCACUCAAAGAACUCGGGCUGGAGGAUGCUGUUGAAGGUCUGGACGCCCAUGUGGUGAAUGGUUAUGUAAUCCAUGACCUGGAGAGUCGAACGGAGGUGGAGAUCCCGUAUCCCCAGCAGGAGAGCAGCAUUCAGGGUGGACGUGCUUUCCAUCAUGGACGCUUCAUCAUGGGACUGCGUCGAGCUGCUCUCGCUGAGCCCAAUGUGAAGUUUGAGGAGGGAACGGUGACCAGCCUGGAGGAAGAAGAUGGUUGUGUGACAGGAAUUCAGUAUAAGGAGAAGGAUUCAGGGAUGAUCAAGGAGAUCCAUGCUCCCCUCACUGUAGUUGCAGACGGAUGUUUCUCCAAGUUCCGUAAGAAUCUGAUUUCUGGGAAAGCUAAAGUGUCUUCUCAUUUUGUUGGAUGCAUAAUGAAGGACUCUCCUCAAUUCAAGCCCAACCAUGCAGAGCUGGUUCUAGCUAAUCCCAGUCCAGUGUUGAUCUAUCAGAUCUCCUCCAAUGAAACUCGGGUUCUGGUGGACAUCCGAGGAGAGAUGCCUCGAGACCUUAUGCGGUACAUGAUGGAAAAAAUCUACCCACAACUACCAGAGCACUUAAAGGAGCCGUUCAUGUUGGCACUGCAGAAUGAUCGCUUGAGAACAAUGCCCGCCAGCUUCCUGCCACCCGCACCAGUCAAUAAACAAGGGGUUCUGCUGUUAGGCGAUGCGUAUAACAUGCGUCAUCCUCUGACCGGCGGCGGCAUGAGUGUGGUGCUGAAUGACAUCCACAUCUGGAGAGACCUGCUCAAGAACAUCCCUGAUCUCUAUGACAAUACAGCUGUGCUCCAGGCAAAGAAGAAAUUCCACUGGGAACGGAAAUCAUCUCAUUCGUUUGUGGUGAACGUUUUGGCUCAAGCUCUGUAUGAACUGUUUGCUGCGACCGACAAUUCACUGCAUCAGUUGAGAAAAGCCUGUUUCCACUAUUUCAAGCUUGGCGGAGAAUGCAUCAAUGGACCGAUCGGCCUUCUGUCCGUAUUGUCGCCAAAACCCUUUACUCUGAUCGGUCACUUUUUCGCUGUGGCAUUAUACGCCAUCUACUUCAGCUUCAGAUCUGAAUCCUGGCUCACGAUACCACGAGCGCUGGUCAACAGCAUAGCCAUCCUGUACAGAGCCUGUGCCGUCAUGUUUCCUCUUAUUUACUCUGAGUUACAGUACCUGAUUUACUAGGAAGGAACUUCUUUCAAACUGAAAAAGAAACUGAUUUCUUCAGUCGUUGAACGUGACACAUCUGUCACAUCUGUUGGCUACAUCUGAGUGCCUAAUUUUUGGGGAAAAAGGGAUUCAUGUCAGACACUGCACAAGGAACAAUUCUCAGAUGAGGAAAUGCAUAUGGUGUCUGAUAUUAACAGACAAAGACCCUGCCUUAUAUUUUCAUACACUAAGUGCUAAUGAUGUAGUGAAAUUGGCCUUAAACUGCGAUUAAAUGAGGGAAAAUCCUGUGCUUGUUUUUCAAGUCAACAUGAAACCGCAUUUACAAACUAUUUCUUAUGCAGUACAUUAAGUAAAUCUGGUCAGUUUUAAUUUCUUGAUGUUUUUGUUCAGUCAGAAAUGUGUUUUUACUACAUUUCUGAGUGCAAAAUAAGUUAAUGAAUCAAUUCAUAAAGAUUAAACCACUAGGCUGCUUAAGUUGUAGAAUUGUGAAUAUAUUUGAGCUGUUUUCAAGACACUAAGGACAAUCAAUGGGACUGCAUCUCAUUUGUAACUGAAGCACUUGAUUUCCUCACGUGCCUUGCUUUAUUGCGGUUUCAGACUUUUAAAAUUUUUUUUAAUUGUGUCCAUUUAUCAUGAUUUUCACAUGGGGCCUUCCAUUAUAAUUUUUGCCUUUCUCUGUUGUUUUCAAGUCAACAUUUAGUGCCGUCAAAAAAUUCUAUGAGCAAUGAAAGUAUAGAGUAAAAUCAUGUGGAUAUUUACUGAAAAGAGGACAAAAGCUUUAAUGUGAAGAAUAAUUUAGCCAUUUAGUGUUUAUAGUAUUUCUGGCUGUGUAUGCAGCCACUCUAUGGAUCGUUCUUUCAUAUAAUUUGUCCUCUUUGAUUUAAAAAAUAUAUAUAUUUGGAGUCAGAAAUACAGUUAGAAAUAGUAUAACAGAUUGGAAUGAUCCAGUAACAUUGAAAACCUGUUCUAAAGGCUUUGUAUUUUAAAAUCUAUCAUUCUUUUAUAAUUGGACAAGAGGUUUGUGGGAUAAAUAACUACAUUUUGUGCAAAUGAUCAUACGUCCACCAGGUGACGCCCUUGCACCAGCAAAAUGAAAAAAGAGUCACUCUGAUCAUGUCAACAAAAUAAAAAGAUUAAACAUGAUUCUACAUCUUCUUCAGUGCUACAGUUGCAAAGUUCUCGAUAUUGUCAAUGAGUGAAACGGUAAUGGCAACCGGCCAUAAUAGCCUCAAAACCAAUGAUCUCUAUAUAAUCUAAUCUAAUCUCUAUUAUAGAUCAGUGCUCAAAACCCUUCCUACAAGCACUGCCUCUCCUAAUUUUGACACCUGUCAAUCACCCAUCAUAAUCUGACUCUCUGUGUUCUUUGAUGUGAAUUGAAAUUACAUUUAAUUUUUGCCGUUAAGAAUGUGGCUAUUCAU